Vombatus ursinus (common wombat) is the source of this 3405-nucleotide messenger RNA. It is a transcript of the gene MAPK9, whose product is annotated as mitogen-activated protein kinase 9. Gene Ontology annotation, cellular component: nucleus; cytoplasm. Lineage: Eukaryota; Metazoa; Chordata; Mammalia; Diprotodontia; Vombatidae. Gene Ontology annotation, biological process: protein phosphorylation; JNK cascade. Gene Ontology annotation, molecular function: JUN kinase activity; ATP binding. The transcript has 12 exons. The record is from RefSeq and is a predicted model, not a curated record. The coding region runs from base 97 to 1371 and encodes 424 amino acids.
GCCCUGAGCGCCGCCCGCCCGCCGGCCCGGACAGCCGCGGGGAGGGCAGGAAAUCAAACGGUACCAGGUCUUUGGAAAACUACGUGGCACUGCAUCAUGAGUGACAAUAAAUGUGAUAGUCAUUUUUAUAGUGUGCAAGUUGCAGAUUCAACUUUCACAGUACUAAAACGUUACCAGCAAUUAAAACCAAUAGGAUCUGGAGCUCAGGGAAUUGUUUGUGCUGCUUUUGAUACAGUUGUUGGGAUAAAUGUUGCUGUCAAGAAAUUAAGUCGACCAUUUCAGAAUCAAACUCAUGCAAAGAGAGCUUAUCGUGAACUCGUUCUGUUAAAAUGUGUCAAUCAUAAAAAUAUAAUUAGCUUAUUGAAUGUGUUCACACCACAAAAAUCUCUAGAAGAAUUUCAAGAUGUGUAUUUGGUUAUGGAAUUAAUGGAUGCUAAUUUAUGCCAAGUGAUUCAUAUGGAAUUGGACCAUGAAAGAAUGUCUUACCUUCUUUAUCAGAUGCUUUGUGGUAUUAAACAUCUCCAUUCAGCUGGUAUAAUACACCGAGAUUUGAAACCCAGCAACAUAGUAGUAAAGUCAGAUUGUACACUCAAGAUCCUUGAUUUUGGCCUGGCACGGACAGCAUGUACUAAUUUUAUGAUGACCCCAUAUGUAGUCACACGGUAUUAUAGAGCACCUGAAGUUAUCUUGGGGAUGGGAUACAAAGAAAAUGUUGAUAUCUGGUCAGUGGGGUGCAUCAUGGGAGAACUGGUGAAAGGUUGUGUGAUAUUCCAAGGCACUGAUCAUAUUGAUCAGUGGAAUAAAGUUAUUGAGCAGUUAGGAACACCGUCAUCAGACUUUAUGAAGAAAUUACAGCCAACUGUGAGAAAUUAUGUAGAAAACAGGCCGAAAUAUCCUGGUAUCAAAUUUGAAGAGCUUUUCCCUGAUUGGAUAUUCCCAUCAGAAUCUGAACGAGAUAAACUGAAAACAAGUCAAGCUAGAGAUUUGUUGUCAAAAAUGCUCGUGAUAGAUCCUGACAAGCGAAUCUCUGUUGAUGAAGCUUUGCGGCAUCCAUAUAUUACUGUUUGGUAUGACCCUGCUGAAGCAGAGGCACCACCACCUCAAAUUUAUGAUGCCCAGUUAGAAGAACGAGAGCAUGCUAUUGAAGAAUGGAAAGAACUAAUAUACAAAGAAGUAAUGGACUGGGAAGAAAGAAGCAAGAACGGUGUGGUGAAAGGUCAGCCUUCAGAUGCAGCAGUAAAUAGCAACACCACUCCUUCUCAGUCCUCAUCUAUCAAUGACAUUUCAUCCAUGUCAACAGAGCAGACAUUGGCUUCAGAUACAGACAGCAGCCUGGAUGCCUUGACAGGACCCAUUGAAGGUUGUCGAUGAUAAGUUAAAAAUUGCAAACUUGCAAUUGGAAAAGAACUCUUGAUUCCAUGCUUCUAAGUUCAUGGAACCAAGCAGGAAAACUCCAUGUUCUGCAUGUCCUAGUCAGUGCAAUGCCUGUGUUCUUACUCAGCUGUAAUUUGAUUGCCUGCUUGAUGUUAUAAAAAUGAAAGCAACGCAAUGUCUGACAAAAAAAUUCACAAGCCAAUCAUAGAAUAUUUCAGGUGAGCAAUUAUAGUAGUUGGGGGACAAAGAUAAUUGUGAUAUCAGCAGUGACCAUGUGUCUUUAGCAAACUUCUGGACGUAACACACAUGUGCCAUCAGAAGCUUGCUUUGUUUAUUUAGCUUUGCUUUUUGGCCUGUCUUGCAUUCAGAAGUGUGGUAUGUAAAAGUCCAGUGAUGCCCCAGACAGUGUAUUUUUUCAAGCUGUUUCUUAUUCCUCCUGAGUAAUGUGGUGUCUGCAGUAGAAGAAAUACAUAGUCCUGUGAGGUUUAAUCAUCUGUUAUUGCCUAUUUUGCUCUCUAUCAUAGUAUGCUUCAUUCUAUAGCUUUUUUUCUUUCAGGAGAACAGGCAUUUUAAAAGUAUAUGUUUAGUAAUAAAAAAGGCAGUUGCUUUCCAUGAAUUAAUGGCAUUCAAGCCUGAAGAUGAAUUAUUGUAAUAUAUAUGUAUACAUAUAUAUGUUGAUGUUGACCACUACUCAAACAAAAAUAUUUACAAGGAUAUUUGUUCUCCUUAAAUUGCUCUGUCCUGUGUUAAUAUGUAAAUUUGACUUUUCAGUAUGCCAAAGGAUGUUUUGUUACAUGCAAAGUCACAUCUGGCUUUUAAAAGCCUGUCCAUUUAACUUACCCCUGAUCUAUUAGUACUGCAGAUAUCUUAGUUUGCAGUGCUUUAAGGAGCCCUGUGUCUCCCAAUAAAUAUUGUUACAGUUACUCAUAAUCCAUGGCUUAUGGAUUCUUAAAUUCGUUGUCUUCAUCACUGAUAGAGUAGAUUUUUGCAAAAUUCUGGCAGAAUGGGCAGAGUGCUGGAUUUGGGGAGUCAGGACGAUCUGGUUCCCAGUCCUCCUCUGAUGCUUAACAGGCACACAUUUGACUGUGGGCAAGUCACUUAAUAUUCUUGAACCUCAGUUUCUUCACCUGUUAGAAGAAAAUAAUCUACAUAGUGCAUGUCUCACAAGGUUGUCUCUAGGCUCAAACAUGAUCAUGUAUGGAAGAUGUGUAGCAGAUUUUAAAGUAAUACAAUUAUCCUCUUCUGUGAAAAGUCAAAUUGAUCAUUAAUUUGAAGUUAAUAGUGGUUUCUAUUCUAAAUUAAGAAAAGCAUUGAUUAUGACCCCUAAUUCAUAUUUUAUCUGUUUUUAAAUGGAAGAUGCUUAGAAUAUUUUUUAGAAACUUCUGGGUUUUUUGUUUUUUUUUUUACUUUUCUGAAGGGUCCUAAGAGUACUCUUUUUUUUUAAACUAGCAAAAUAAUUAUUGGAGUAUGACUUUGGGAUUUGAGGGGGCAUGCUGAACUACAGUUAAUAAAUAAACUGAUAAGAGAUUUGUAACUUGUAAUUAAACUGCUCACCUGAAAGAGAUACUUUGAAUAUUAUUCAUGUGUUUUUAUAUAUGUAUACAUAUACAUACAUAUAUAUAUAUAUAUCAAAGUUCAUUAAGACACUGAGUAUCUAAAUGGCAUUGCAGAAAUGGAGUCAGUUAAAACAAUUGCAUUUCAACUAUGUUGCUCAUAAUUUUUCCCCCUCAAGAGUUUAUUUUUACAGACUAAUAUCUUGUUUUUAGUCAUUUUGGAAGCUAUUUGGACUGAGCAUUCAGUAGAAUGUGUUUUGAGAAAGUAUUUUAAUAAGAAAAAGUCUGUUAUAAAUACUAUAUAAAAAUGAGGUUUUGUCUACACCAGUUAUGUCAUAUGGUUGGUCUUAUCACUGGAAACUGGAGCCUUUGGUGGACAAGAAAGCAAACUUACAUGAAUCUCUGAAAUCAUUUAUUCUGUAUUGAAUGUUACAAACCAGACAAAUUCAACUAAGAAAUAAACACUUUGGUGACUCUA